Messenger RNA from Hansenula anomala, 897 nucleotides. It is a transcript of the gene USB1, whose product is annotated as phosphoric diester hydrolase. Gene Ontology annotation, molecular function: nuclease activity. Gene Ontology annotation, biological process: U6 snRNA 3'-end processing. Bases 1 to 897 code for a protein of 298 amino acids. The transcript has a single exon. Lineage: Eukaryota; Fungi; Ascomycota; Saccharomycetes; Phaffomycetales; Wickerhamomycetaceae. The record is from RefSeq and is a predicted model, not a curated record.
AUGGAGGGUAUCCAGGACUAUUCAAGUGACUCUAGUGACGAAGAAGAGCAAGGCAUUGAUAUAAACACCACCAAUAACAAACGUUCGCUACCACCACUUCCACAAGAUCUAGCUGAUAAAUUUACCAAAAGACCAAAGUUACCACAUCCAGAAUUCUACGACAAUCCAAACUAUAAAAAUAAUAAAACCACAACGAUGGCACCAGUUGGUAGAUUACUUCGACAGUUUACUUAUAUUGAUAUAAGGCCUUCAAGACAACUUUCUGACCAAAUAAGUGAUUUGAAUGAAAUUUUGAAAAUGUAUUUACGAAUGAAUGGGUAUGGUGAAUUGUUGACUAGAUUUGAAAGAUUACAUCUAUCAGAACUAUCAGCUCCACAAGCUUUACAUAUCUCACUAACAGGGGAAACACUGUUUACAAAGGAAGGUUGCAAACUCUAUAAUGAUGAAUUGUCAAAGAAAUUAAAAACUAUUGAGAUGGGUAAUGAAGAUUCAAAUUCAAUCACAUUUGAUAAAAUCAAAGCAUACCCUAAUUUUGAUUCAACGGGGAUUUUCCUUGCAAUGUCAGUUUCUCAAAAAUCAAGCAAAACCAUAAGUAAGAUACUUCAAGCUGUUCAAGAGUUAGAAUCUAAGUACGUUGUGAAAGAUAGUUCACGAUACCCUAUAUCUCCAGAGAAUUUGCACUGCUCAAUUGCACGGGUCUUGACGCCAGUGGAUUAUUUAAAGGAUCCAAAAACUCUUCAGCAAAUCAACGAGGUGUUCAAAGAUCUUGAAGUUCCAGAGAGUUUGGAAUUUAAAUAUUCUACUGUCAAAGUUCUUGAAGACUCUAGAUCAUCAUUAUCAUUCCCUAUAGAAGCUUUCACGACAAAAACAAGCCCGUCACCAUCAACAUCAACAUAG